AUGACUUGGAUUUCACUGCCAAAGCACAGUGAGGGUUAUAGUAAUGGUGCCACACAUUUUGUUAGGAAUGCGUUUGAUAAUUUCUCCAUAGGAAAUGAAUUACGCUGCCCUUGCAAAGAUUGCAGUAACCGUUUCUGGAUUUCUUCGGACAAUGUAUAUGAACAUCUCGUGUUUAAUGGUCCUUGUCCAUCAUUUAGUAAUUGGAUAUUUGAAGUGUCAACCGACAAGUUUAGAAAGCCUAAUGAUGUAGGGAUGGAUGAUUCUGAUAUGUGUAUAGGCCUAGGUGAUGAUUUUGAUGAUAUGAUUCGCAAUGAAGGUAGAGCUAGAAAUGGAAUGAAUAAAGCUGCAAAAGACUUCUAUAAGCUUGUUCAGGAAGGGAAACAACCUCUGUUUCCCGGGUCUGAAAAUUUCACGCAAUUAGGCUUCAUAGUCAGACUUUACCAAUUAAAGUGCAGUCAUGGUUUUACCGAGUCUGCAUUCAGCGGUAUUUUACAAUUGUUGAAGGAAGCUUUCCCGAAUGUAAACCUGCCUUCUUAUUUUAGUGUUGCCAAAAAAAUGAUUAGAGAUUUAGGCCUUGAUUAUGAAAAGAUACAUGCUUGUCCGAACGAUUGCAUGUUACAUUGGUCUGAAAACAAAGAUGAAAUUAAGUGUAAAUUUUGUGGGGCGUCAAGGUGGGUAGUCCCUAAGAAAGAUAACCGUGCACCUUUUUCUACUAAAGUACAAGAAAACAGCUCUAAGAUUCCCGCAAAAGUCUUGAGAUACUUUCCACUAAAACCAAGGUUGCAACGGCUUUUCAUGUGUAAAGAGUAUUCUGAACUCAUGAAGUGGCAUGCAGUGGGGCGAACAAAAGACGGAAAGUUAAGGCAUCCAGCGGAUGUAGAGGGGUGGAGGUCAAUGGAUGCUAGUCAUCCAAAAUUUGCAGCAGAAAUUCGAAAUGUGAGGUUAGGAUUAGCUGCAGAUGGUGUCAAUCCUUACCGAUCAAUGAAUAUAAGUCACUCCACCUGGCCAGUUGUUCUGGUCAAUUAUAAUCUUCCUCCUUGGUUUAUUAUGAAACCAGAAAAUUUGAUUUUAUCAACACUAAUCCCGGGUCCUGAGUACCCUGGUAACGACAUAGAUGUGUAUUUGCAGCCACUGGUUGCAGAGUUAAAAGAAUUAUGGGACAUAGGUUUAGAAACUUAUGAUUCUCACGCUGACCAGACCUUUACGUUGCACGCGAGUCUAUUAUGGACCAUCAGUGAUUUUCCGGGGUAUGCAGUUUUAUCGGGGUGGAGCACGAAAGAUGUUUCUCCACCUUCAUUGUCUGGAAUGGACAUUGAAGAACUAUUAUUUGGGUAUGAGAAUUGUUUCGGAAAGCGAGAUUUAAAGAAAAGGAAACGAGAGACAGGGUGUCCCUUUAAAAAGAAGUCCAUAUUUUUUGAAUUACCAUAUUGGAGGGAAAACCUGGUUAGGCAUAAUCUAGAUCUAAUGCACAUAGAAAAAAAUAUUUGUGAUAAAAUAUUAGGGACUCUGUUGAAUCUUGGCGGUAGGACGAAAGAUCAUCUCAGUGCUCGAAAAGAUCUACAGGAAAUGGGUAUUCGUAAGGCUCUUCACCCUAUCAGAAUUGGUGAUACCAAUCAAUAUGAAAUCAGGGCCGCAAUUUUUGACAUGACUAAAAAAGAAAAGGAGCUUUUCUGCUCAGUUUUCAAGAAUGCAAAGCUUCCACAUGGAACUGCAUCUAAUAUUAGUCGCUGCGUACAUAUUGCUGAAAGAAAGAUAUUUGGGUAUAAAAGUCACGAUGCACACUUUAUGCUUCAGUAUUUACUACAAUUUGCUGUCGUAAAGACCUCAAAACCAGAGGUUGCAGUGGCUUUGCUGAGAUUGAGUGCUUUUUUUAGGGGUUUAUGCGGCAAAGUGAUUGACCUGGAGGAUAUUCCUAAGUUGCAAGAGGAAAUAAUUGAAAUCCUCUGUCAGUUAGAAACAAUCUUUCCACCUACCUUUUUCGACAUCAUGGUUCACCUUCCAGUUCAUUUGUGUAAGGAACUGGAAUUUGGAGGACUAGUGCACCUUAGAUGGAUGUUCGGAAUUGAGCGAUACCUGUGCAAAUUGAAAUCUUAUGUCCGCAAUAGGAGUAAACCGGAGGGGUCCAUGGCUGAAGGGUAUUUGGCAGAUGAGUGUAUCACGUUUUGUUCUAGAUUUCUAAAUGAUACUAUCAAAACUAAGAAUGAACAGAACAUACAUGUUGGAUACUCAAUUGGGUCAAGAAGAAACAAAGAUGGUAAAUCAGUAGAGUUGGAAGACAAGGAUUGGAUUAAGGUUCAUCGAUAUGUGCUUUUCAACUGUGGAAACAUAGAAAUUGAAAAGCUACUUGGGGAACAUCAUACCUUAAUUGAAAGUCAUGGAAAGUCAAAGAAAUAUGCAAGAGAAAAAUCACAUACAGUAGAAUUUCACCACUGGUUGAAAGAUGAGGUGCAGAAAUUGAAAGAACCUUCAUCAGAAUUGUUAAAUUUGUCAAGGGGCCCUCAACGCGCAGCUAAAAAGUAUUCUGCCCAUGUCGUAAAUGGGUUCAGAUUCCAUACCAAGAAAAGAGAUGCCAAGUGUACUACACAAAAUAGCCGUGUCAUUUUGACAGCACUAACCACCUGUUUUGCGAGUUCUAAAGAUAAAAAUCCAACAAUUGGGGAUGUUACUUACUUUGGAGCAAUCGAAGAAAUUAUUGAAGUAGAUUAUUGGGGAGCAAUCACAGUAGUUCUAUUCAGAUGUUGUUGGUAUGAAAAGGAUAAGGACUGUUAUGGCCUUACACGCGUCAAUUUCUCUAAAAAUAUUCAAAAGGAAGAUCCUUUUGUUCUAGCUACUCAAGUACAACAAAUUUUCUAUAUUCAAGAUUGUAUUGAAAAUAAUCUGCAUUUUGUUGUAAAGAAAUUACCUAAGGAGUACGAUAAUAUAGGCAUCGAAACUGAUGUCUUGGAGGAUGUUUAUGGACCCACUGAAAUGGCAGACAACUAUUUUUUUCUCAGGUUCUACCACAAGGGAGAGUUUCAGAAAAACAAGUACUCUCGUGGAAGCUGUUUCACCAUUGCUGAAGCUGUUGACCCUGAUAAAUUUUCCUACACGGUAAUCAUGGAAUAUGUAAAAGAUGAUCUUGGAUAUAAUGAAAUUGGAGGAGUAUAUGUAAAGAAACAAGACGGUGGCUGGAAAUUAAUCGAUACGGAUGCAGAUGCAAUUCGUCUUGGACAAGGUAUGAGCAAUGGUUCUUACUUAGAUCUGUAUGUCGACACGGUUAUUGACAAGUCGAUUGAGCCUUUAAGUCAGACCCAACCCCAUGUAAUUGUAAGGCCAAGGACUUCAUUUUUUGAAGGUGUUGAUUCCCAGGUGAAACGAAAGUUUGUGACAGUUCAGGAUCUUAAACAACAACAAGUAGAAAAAAACAAGUUGGCCAGGGAUGCAUAUGAGCUGGAAAAGAAAAGAAAUACUGAAAAGAAACCCGCAGAUCAAUAG
Daucus carota subsp. sativus is the source of this 3474-nucleotide messenger RNA. RefSeq lists its product as uncharacterized. The record is from RefSeq and is a predicted model, not a curated record. The transcript is spliced from 5 exons. Lineage: Eukaryota; Viridiplantae; Streptophyta; Magnoliopsida; Apiales; Apiaceae. Bases 1 to 3474 code for a protein of 1157 amino acids.